This is a messenger RNA of Suillus paluster, 2091 nucleotides long. RefSeq names its product Sodium:solute symporter family-domain-containing protein. Gene Ontology annotation, cellular component: plasma membrane. The record is from RefSeq and is a predicted model, not a curated record. Gene Ontology annotation, molecular function: urea transmembrane transporter activity. Lineage: Eukaryota; Fungi; Basidiomycota; Agaricomycetes; Boletales; Suillaceae. Gene Ontology annotation, biological process: urea transmembrane transport. The transcript is spliced from 11 exons. The coding region runs from base 1 to 2091 and encodes 696 amino acids.
AUGUGCAAUGUGCCAAUCACGGAAUGCCCGCAAUUAUCUUCAGCGCUUAUUCAUUUCAACUCCAAAGAUAUCCGCGUUCUGACCCAAGGUGUAGGGUAUGGGGUUGUGCUCGGUAUCGGUUUCGUGUUUGCUAUCCUCAUGAUGGGUUUAUCAACCCUUCAAAAUCGAUACACGACCUACAAGAUCGCCACUUCCGAGGAGUUCAACACGGCAUCACGCAGCGUCAAACCUGGUCUAAUUGCUUCUGGCAUCGUGUCAGCAUGGACCUGGGCGGCCACACUCUUGCAAAGCUCUACAGUGACUUACGAGUACGGUCUAUGUGCUGGCUAUUAUUAUGCAGCAGGUGCUACGAUUCAAAUAUUCAUUAUGGCAAUUCUCGCCGUGCGGAUUAAAAUGAUCGCACCAUACUGCCACACCUUCCUCGAGAUCGUCCACGCUCGUUACGGUAAUGGAGCACAUUUCAUGUUCGCGACCUUCGGAUUGGUCGUCAAUCUCAUUGUCUCUAGUAUGCUACUGCUCGGUGGCAGUGCAGUAGUUAAUGCCUUCACCGGGAUGAACAUUUAUGCCGCCAACUUUCUCAUUCCGCUAGGAGUCUGUAUCUAUGUCAUCCUUGGGGGUCUUCGCGCAACGUUCCUAUGCGACUACUCACAUACACUCAUCUUGAUGAUCCUCAUCCUUUACUUCUUCUUCUGGACCUACACGAAAGCGGACCUCAUCGGCGGUUUUGAGGGAAUGUACCACUUGCUACAACAAGCAAGCAUUGAACGACCUGUGGCCGGAAACCAAGAUGGCUCAUACUUGACCCUGAAAUCUAACUAUGGCCUCACAUUUAUGAUUAUCCAGAUCACUGGUGGAUUCGGUACUGUCAUGCUGGAUCAGGCUCGUUAUUUGGGCUACUGGCAACGUGCAAUCGCAUCAGAAGCAAAAACUGCUGUCCGAGCCUAUCUUAUGGGCGGCAUUGCCUGGUUUGCCGUUCCUCUCACUUUCUCCUCCAUCAUGGGUCUUGCUGCUGUCGCGCUUGCCAACAAUCCCAGCUUCCCGUAUCCUGGUGGACUCACGGUGGCGGAGAUUAAUGCUGGCCUGGCUGCCCCUGCUGGUGUAGUGACACUAUUGGGCAGUGGUGGUGCAGCAGCCAUGUUGAUACUGCUUUUCAUGGCAGUGACCUCAGCUGCAUCCUCCGAGAUGAUAGCGACAUCGUCCAUUCUCACAUUUGAUCUGUACCAGAUCCACUUUAGGCCUGAUGCAUCACCAGAGACUCUUAUGCGUGUAUCUCACAUAAUGGUCGCAGUGUGGGCUCUAGUCAUGUCAUGUGUUGCCUCGUUGUGGAACGGAAUUGGCAUAUCGUUGAACUGGUUGUUCUUGUUCUCAGGAACUUUAUUCACUGGCGCUGUUGGGCCAGUUAUCUUCAGUGUAGUAUGGCGCCAGCAAACUAAAGAGGCUGCCAUCAGUGGUGCAUUGGGGGGAGUAGUGGUUGGCAUAAUCGCCUGGCUGGCAGUUGCAAAAACGUAUUACGGUGAAUUAACUAUCGCAACUACAGGACAAAUGUAUCCCAACCUCGCCGGAAACCUGGGCGCUUGCUGCUCAGGUGCUAUCAUUUCUGCGGUGAUCACUCUCAUCAAGCCUGACAAUGAGUUCGAUUGGUCUGCCACUAAAAGAAUCAAUCCCAGAGGAAGAGAGAUGGAUCGAAAACAGGCAACCUUACCAGGCUCUGGCUCUGGCUCCGACACUCCUGUCGAGAAAGAGAAACAAGAAAGUACCAUGACUGACAUGACGAUUGAUGUCCCAGCUGAAGAAUACGCAUCGCUUCAGAAGUCACUCAAGGUCGCUACUUGGGCCUCGUUGACAAUGACAUUCGUCGUACUUUUCCUUAUACCGAUACCAAUGUUCCUGUCACACUAUGUGUUCUCUCUGAACUUUUUCAAAGGUUGGAUCAUCAUCUGUGUGACGUGGCUCUUCGUGGCUGCUUGUAUUACAUCAGUCCUCCCCCUCUGGGAGAGCCGUGCGGCGAUAAAGGACAUUUUCUUGGGUAUGGUUCGGGACAUGUUCGGGGGCGCAAGGCGCAGGGAGGCAAGGAUUCGCACCAAUGCAUAG